Molecule: messenger RNA, 3801 nt
Organism: Oreochromis aureus
Lineage: Eukaryota; Metazoa; Chordata; Actinopteri; Cichliformes; Cichlidae
Exons: 1
Biological process (GO): DNA integration
Molecular function (GO): RNA-DNA hybrid ribonuclease activity; nucleic acid binding
Source: RefSeq, a predicted model, not a curated record
AUGUGUGGAGCUGAUGGAUUAACAGUGACUUUGAAAGAUGGCACACGGCUGUCCUGUUUGCAAUCAGGAAUGAGGGGACAGUGGCUGUUAUCAGAGGAUUGUGAACGCACCGCACAGAUUUACUGGGCGCGACUGACCACAUCAGAUGGAAUUCUGGCACAGUACCAACUCUGGCGUCCCUGGAUAAUGUCCAUGUCUGUUUAUUCACCCCCGCGUGACCCCUACCACGUGACCUUGUUUUAUGAUCGCGAGCAUACUGAGUGGUUUGAGGAUCUAUUUUAUGAGUGUUUAGAUGAGAAAGCUUGGGAGCUUAACUCUCAGGACAUCUAUGUUGGUUCAGCUGGAGUGGCAGCGUUUGUUGCGCUCCCUGAGCAUCAAAUGAGUUGGUAUAGAAUGGGAGAUGAAGCAGUUCCCCACGUGUCGUUGGCAAUACAUGAGGGUCAUCAAGCAAAAGAUUUAGGCCCAAUGGUGAGAGCAGCCAUAAGGGCCACAGAUUGGCAGCAAACACAACUCACGGAUGUCUCAUACUCACCCAGUUGUAAAACGUAUCGGAUUUCUGUGACAGCCACUGAUCAGAGUGUUUUAGAACACAAACACUUAAAGCGAACACAUGGUAGGGAGAAAUCAGACCAUGAGGAAGCUGUUAAAGGCUUAGCUGAACUCCCUGACACUCUGUGGUCUAAAGGUCCCACUGAUGUGGGUUUGACAUUUUGUUCACCCAUUACGUUUGAGUUAAAAGAUGACACCCCUAUUUGGCGUUCACAAUACAGACACAGUCCAGAGGCAGAAAAUGGGAUUGCAGAAACAAUUUCAGGGCUUUUGCAGGUGGGUGUGCUGGAGCCGUCUUCCUCUGCAUGGAAUACUCCAAUUCUCCCAGUUGAAAAAUGAGGCACGGGCAAGUAUCGCAUGGCACAUGACCUUAGGGCAAUAAACGCUGUCCUUAAGACACCAACAGUACCUGUACCAAAUCCCUACACAGCUUUGACUAAUUUAUCUCCAGAUCAGCGGUGGUUCACAUGCAUAGAUUUGGCAAAUGCUUUCUUUUGUCUCCCUCUGCAUCCAUCUUUGAGAGAUAUUUUUUCAUUUACUUACAGGGGCCAGCAGCUGCGUUACACACGGUUGCCUCAGGGCUUUGCCCUUUCACCUGGGAUUUUUAAUCAGGUACUGAAACAUGCUCUCUCUCCAUGUGUAUUGCCUGAAGGAUGCACACUGAUCCAGUAUGUGGACGAUUUGCUGAUUGCUGCUAAAACAGCUGAUGCUUGCUUUCAAGCGACAAUGACCGUGCUUCGUCAGCUGGCCAAAACAGGCUUUAAAGUAAGUAGAGACAAACUUCAACUUGUCAGAACUGAAGUUACAUUUCUAGGUCGUGUGGUGGCGAUGCAGACGGUGGGCAUGUUGGCAUCCCAAAGGGAAACAAUUAUGUCACACCCCCAGCCACGUACUGUUAAAGAAAUGUUGUCAUUUCUUGGACUUACAGGUUACAGUAGACACUACAUUCCUGAUUAUGUGGGCAAAACCAAACCUUUGCGGGAUUUGGUGAAAGAACACAGUAUGAGAGACCUCACAGCUAAUCUGAACUGGACCACUGAAGCUGAAAUGCAGUUCAUAGAGCUGAAACAGGCCCUGUCUCGUGCAGCAGAUCUGGCAAUCCCCGAUUAUAACUCUGAUUUCUUUGUUGAUGUUUCUGAAACAAAUGGAGUGGUGAAUGGAGUUUUGUUUCAGAAAAAAGGGGGAAAGAGACGAGUGCUGAUGUAUAUCAGCAUUGGCCUGGAUAAUAUGGAAAAAGGCACCCACGUGCACACAGCAUGCAGCGGGGUAGCAAAAAUAAUUCAGAAAGUGGCCCACGUUGUGAGAGGACACCCACUGAAAGUGCUAACAACACACAGUGUGGUGGCCUAUGUGAACUCACAGGCAUUCACAAUGACCCCACUGAGACAACAGAGACUGACUAAGAUUCUGGAGUCUCCAAAUUUGACCUUCACACAUGAAGGGAUCAACAUGGCAGACCAGAUGGGAGGGGGGACACCUCAUGACUGUGCACAAAUAGUAGAGGUUGAGGAGAAAGUAAGGUCAGAUCUGAGAGCAGAACCGGUGAAUGAGGCAGAUGAUUAUUUCACAGACGGGUGUUGUUAUAGGGAUCCCAGUGAAGGAUUGAAAACAGGUUAUGCAGUGGUAAGAAGAGUCGGAAAUCAGCUGCAUGUGGAGAAAUCAGGGACACUGGAAGGCCCUCAAUCAGCACAGAGAGCAGAGCUUAUUGCAGUGAUAGAAGCUCUAAGAUUAGGAAAAGGAAAAAGAGUUAACAUUUAUACAGACUCAGCAUAUGUGUUUGGAGCAGCACAUGUGGAACUGGGGCAAUGGAGGAGGGCUGGAUUCAGAACAGCCUCAAAUAAACCAAUCAAACACGAGGCGGAGAUGAGACAGCUGGAGGACGCGCUGAAAGAACCUUUGGAGGUGGCCAUCAUAAAGUGUAAAGGGCAUAACGAUUUCAACACUUGGGUGGCAAAAGGAAACAGAGCAGCUGACGAAGAAGCAAAACGGGUGGCAGGUUAUCAAGAAGGAAAACAAAUGGUAGGUAUGGGUAGGGAAUGGGGAAACCUGCCAGCCCAACAGCGAGAGGACAUUGAAAAGGCGCAAAAAAGAGCCUCGCCUGAGGAAAAGGCGGUGUGGCAGGAGAGAGGGGCCGUACAAUCAGAAGGAUUGUGGAGAGGACCCGACGGGCGGCCAGUACUCACAGCAGAAAUGGCCCAGGAGAAAAUUAAAGAAGCUCAUGGGUUAGGACAUGUAGGAGUGGCCCAAAUGGAGAGGGACUUGUGUCAUUGGUGGCAUCCCUACAUGAAAAACAUGGUAAGGGAACACGUGAGAACAUGCCUGAUCUGUGGACAAUAUAAUCCAAAGCCCACUGUGAAACCAGAAAUGGGUAAGUUUCCUUUGCCAGAAAGACCAGGCCAGGAAAUUGUGAUUGAUUAUACUGACAUGAUAACUACCGUUCGAGGGUUUAGAUAUCUGUUGGUGUGUGUGGAUGCUCUGACCGGCUGGCCAGAGGCGUGGCCAACACGCAGAGAAGACAGUAAAACAGUGAUCAAAUGUCUGGUGAAUUAUUAUGUUCCCUGGCAUGGAUUUCCAGAGAAGGUAAGAUCAGAUAAUGGCACUCACUUUAAAAAUCGUGAUCUCGCUGAGGUGGAAUGUAUGUUGGGGUUGCAACAUAGAUAUGGUACAGUUUACCAUCCACAGUCUAAGGGAAAAGUGGAGAGAAUGAACCAAAAUCUUAAAAACAAAUUGGCAAAAAUCUGUGCACAGACAAACAUGAGUUGGGUUGAUGCUCUUCCCAUAGCACUUAUGAGUGUGAGGUGCUCCGUUAACCAGAGCACCGGAUUUACUCCAUAUGAGCUGCUGACGGGGAGACAGUUUCCUGGCCCUGCAGCAGGUGUAAGAGAAUUAAGAGAGGAGGCAAAUGUGUCUGAACAUGUGAAACAGUUUAAAGCACUAAAAGCUCUUGUCUCUAGUUUCACUACGCAGGUGGGAGACCCGACCGGGAAGGAGGUGACCAUGCCGGAGGUGAAGUGGGUGUGGCUGAAGGUGUAUAAGCGGAAGUGGGACGAGCCGAGGUGGACAGGACCUUUCGAGGUGACCACUCGAACCUCUCAUGCGGUCCAGCUGAGAGGCAAGGGCGACACUUGGUAUCACUGGAGCCAGUGUGCGGCGGCAGAGGAGCCUAGGCGAUCGGAGAGGCUCUUAGUGAAAAAGGGGGACACGGCCGUGACCCCAAAACACGCAGAUCUUACUAAAGAAGGGGCAGAAUAA